Scleropages formosus (Asian bonytongue) is the source of this 4197-nucleotide messenger RNA. Its product is annotated as arf-GAP with SH3 domain, ANK repeat and PH domain-containing protein 1-like. Gene Ontology annotation, cellular component: cytoplasm. Gene Ontology annotation, molecular function: protein binding; GTPase activator activity. The transcript is spliced from 30 exons. Bases 326 to 3670 code for a protein of 1114 amino acids. The record is from RefSeq and is a predicted model, not a curated record. Lineage: Eukaryota; Metazoa; Chordata; Actinopteri; Osteoglossiformes; Osteoglossidae. Gene Ontology annotation, biological process: positive regulation of GTPase activity.
AAGAGAGAGAGAGAGCGGGAGGGGAGAAAGUGUUGUAUGUGCGUUGUGUAGUGUCAGAAAGCACACAUUGCUGCAGGAAACCCGGAGGGACAGUGUACUGAGAACAGCGGGGGCCCACGUUUUAUUAAGGCUGCUCAUCGCAGACAGAAGCGUCACAUUGCAAGUACUGUACUGUACUGUACAUCUCGAGGCGGCGGGGCGGAAUGAGGGCAUCCCCUCGCGCAUUGUUCCAUCGGGGCUGGAGGCACGAGGACACCCGUGACCCAGCAGCAGUGCCUCUGUGACAUCGCUGCGGGACGGACCGGACCGGACCGGACCGGACAGGAUGCCGGAUCAGAUCUCCGUGUCCGAGUUCCUAUCGGAGACCACUGAGGACUACAACUCGCCCACGACGUCGAGCUUCACGACGCGCCUGCAGAGCUGCAGGAACACGGUGAACGUACUGGAGGAGGCACUUGAUCAAGACCGGACAGCACUGCAGAAAGUGAAGAAGUCUGUCAAGGCAGUUUACAAUUCAGGCCAAGACCACGUCCAGAAUGAGGAAAACUACGCACAAGCACUGGAUAAGUUUGGCAGCAACUUCAUCAGCCGGGACAACCCUGACCUGGGCACGGCCUUCGUCAAGUUCUCCACGCUCACCAAGGAGCUGUCUGCUCUUCUCAAAAAUUUGCUCCAGAGCCUGAGCCACAAUGUGAUCUUCACCUUGGACUCCCUGCUGAAAGGAGAUCUGAAAGGAGUCAAAGGGGACCUAAAAAAACCUUUUGACAAAGCGUGGAAGGAUUAUGAAGCCAAGUUUACGAAGAUUGAGAAGGAGAAGCGGGAACACGCCAAGCAGCACGGCAUGAUUCGCACAGAGAUCACGGGUGCGGAGAUCGCAGAGGAGAUGGAGAAGGAACGGAGGCUGUUCCAGCUGCAGAUGUGUGAGUAUUUGAUCAAAGUAAAUGAGAUCAAGACUAAGAAGGGAGUGGACCUUCUUCAGAACCUAAUAAAGUAUUACCACGCACAAUGCAACUUUUUCCAAGACGGUUUGAAAACUGCCGACAAGCUGAAGCAGUACAUUGAAAAGCUGGCGGCAGAUCUCUAUAAUAUAAAACAAACACAGGAUGAGGAGAAGAAGCAGUUGACUGCCCUGCGGGACCUCAUCAAGUCCUCUCUGCAGCUCGACCAGAAGGAGUCCAGGAGAGACUCCCAGAGCAAGCAGGGUGGGUACAGCAUGCACCAGCUCCAGGGAAACAAAGAGUUUGGUAGUGAGAAGAAGGGUUAUUUGUUGAAGAAAAGUGAUGGGUUGAGGAAAGUGUGGCAGCGGAGGAGAUGUUCAGUGAAGGGUGGCAUCCUUACCAUCUCUCAUGCUACGUCCAACAGGCAGCCGGUGAAACUCAAUUUGCUCACCUGCCAGGUGAAACCUAGCACUGAGGACAAGAAGUGCUUUGAUCUCAUCUCCCAUAAUCGAACGUAUCACUUCCAAGCUGAAGACGAGCAAGAGUUUGUGAUCUGGAUCUCGGUGCUCACGAACAGCAAGGAAGAGGCCCUCAACAUGGCCUUUCGUGGGGAGCAGAGUGCUGGUGAGGAUGGCCUGGACGACCUCACCAAGGCCAUCAUCGAUGACAUGCAGCGCAUGCCCGGCAACGAGGUGUGCUGCGACUGCGGCGCUCCAGAGCCAAAGUGGCUGUCCACAAACUUGGGCAUCCUGACCUGUAUCGAAUGCUCGGGCAUCCACAGGGAGAUGGGUGUGCACGUCUCGCGCAUCCAGUCCCUGGAGCUCGAUAAACUCGGAACUUCUGAACUCUUGCUGGCCAAGAAUGUAGGAAACAGUAGUUUUAAUGAAAUUAUGGAAGGGAACCUUCCUUGUCCAUCACCAAAGCCAUAUCCAUCAAGUGAUAUGACAGCACGAAAGGAGUUCAUCAACGCCAAGUAUGUCGACCACAAGUUUGUGCGCAAGACCUGCUCUUCAGCAGCCGCCAAGAUGAGCGAGCUGUUUGAAGCAGUUCGAUCCCGUGACCUGCUGGCGCUGAUCCAGGUCUACGCCGAGGGUGUGGAACUGAUGGAGCCGUUGCCAGAGACAGGCCAGGAGGCAGGAGAGACCGCGCUCCACUAUUCCGUGCGAACAGCCGAUCAGACCUCGCUUCAUCUUGUCGACUUCCUCGUACAGAACAGUGGCAAUCUGGACAAGCAGACGGAGAGGGGGAACACAGCACUGCACUACUGCUGUCUCUACGAGAAGCACGAGUGCCUCAAACUGCUCUUGAGAGGCAAGCCUGCAACUGACAUCGCCAAUCAGAAUGGGGAAAGCGCCCUGGAUAUUGCAAGACGACUGAGGAUAAAGCAGUGUGAAGAAGCUCUGGUUCAGGCAUCCUCUGGGAAGUUCAACCCCCACGUUCACGUGGAAUAUGACUGGAACCUGCGUCUGGAGGAGAUUGAUGAAAGCGACGAUGACCUGGAUGACAAGCCCAGCCCCAUUAAAAAGGAGCGCUCGCCACGACCUCAGAGCUUCUGCCACUCAUCUAGCCUGUCCCCCCAGGAGAAGCUUUCCGUCCCUAGCUUCGUUGGCCAUCGCGACAGGCAGCGACUCUCCUACAGCUCUUUCAGCAACCAGGUGUACGGCACUUCGACUGAGUCACCCACCUCUCCCGUUGCAGAUGGCCCUCCCCUGCCUCCUCGGAAUGUUGGCAAAGCUCCAACCUCCGGCCCUCCCUCCACCCUCCCUCUGAGCUCACAGCCUCCUGGGGGCAGCUCCACCUUGUCCAAGAAGAGGCCUCCACCCCCUCCCCCCAACCACAAACGCACCCUGUCUGACCCACCCAGCCCUCUACAGAGUAAAGAUGGGAUAACCUGGGGGAAUGACUCAGCUCCACCUUCUUUGAACAAGACAUCGCCUUCAUUGAACAAGUUUGAAGGCAUUCUGCAGCCACAAAGUUCUACUUCAGGUACCACAAAGUCUACGCUUGGUCCAAGAGUUCUCCCCAAGCUACCUCCAAAAGUGGCCCUACGGAAAACAGACACCAUCCACCACCCCUCCACAGAAAAAAGCAACCAACCUCCAGAAGUGUUUCAGAAAUCACUGCAACCAUCAGAGUUGCCCCAGAAAGCUCUGUUGCUUGAGAAACCACAACUGGCAGAUCUUCCUCCUAAGCCCCAGAUCUCAGACUUGCCCCCCAAGCCUGGAGAACUGCCCCCUAAGCCACUGCUUACAGACCUUCCCCCUAAACCUCAGCUUGGAGACUUACCACCCAAGCCCCACAUCAAGGACCUCCCUCCAAAGCCCCAACUCUCUGACAUCCCCAUGAAGCCCAUCAUGACAGACCUUGCUUUGAAGCCACCUUCAGAAGACGUAGUGAGCAAAGGACAGUCCCCAGACUCACUGGCCCCCAGCCAGCAGGGAGAAGCUGUGCCAAGACAACCGAGCGAGGACACCAAUGGCACUCUGGCCAGUGCCUCUGAGAUGCCUGUUCCUCUGCCCCGAAAGAUAAACACAAGUAAGGCCAAAGUACGGCGGGUGAAAACCAUUUACGACUGCCAGGCUGACAACGAUGAUGAACUCACUUUUGUUGAGGGGGAGGUUAUCGUUGUCACAGGAGAGGAAGAUCAGGAGUGGUGGAUUGGACACAUUGAAGGGCAACCAGAGAGGAAGGGCGUCUUCCCCAUGUCCUUUGUGCACAUUCUGUCUGACUGACAGUGGGACAGAGAGGUGGGAAACCCCACUCUCCAGGUUCUGUCCCUCAGUGGCCUCCUGUAAGACUGAUGGAAACACCUCUGUACAUAGCCAUUGUUAAGCUAAACUGUUUACUCACCUAAGCAUAGAUGUACAGUAUGUUUAUAUUGUAAAUAAACAUCCUGCAUUUACCAGUAUUAACAGCCUUCAAAAUUGGUUCUCCAUGUUAGGUUUCUGGUAGUAAUCCUGAAAAUUGAGCACUUAACAUCUGUGUUUGUUACUAUUUAAGUGUGUGGUAUAUGUACACAUCUUUCUAUAUAGACAUUUAUGUACAUGCAUCUGUAUAUAUUGUGUGCUGCCUGCUGCUUCAGCUUAAGGCAGUUGACUAGCUUGUGUAUCAUUCAUCUCAUGUAUCCCUGGAAAUACUGUAUAUUCAGGAAGAAACACCCUAGUUAUAGGAAUUUAAUCAGCUUUCAGAUCCAUUUUGAGAAUACUGGACUGAAAAACCAUAAAGCUAUGACAAGUGACUGAAUACCACUGAACUAAUA